AUGGCCAUGUCCCAGGAGUCGUUGACCUUCAGGGACGUGUUUGUGGACGUCACCCUGGAGGAGUGGGAGCAUCUGGACUGUGCUCAGAAGAACCUGUACAGGGACAUCAUGCUGGAGAACUACAGCCACCUGGUCUCCGUGGGGUACCCAGUUGCCAAAGCAGAUGUAAUCUUCAGGUUGCGAGGAGAAGGAGAGGUCGGGACAGCAGACGGAGGUGGUCCGUGGACAAAUGGCCCAGAAUUCUGGCAUGUGGAUGACCAGAUAGAUAACCACAAGGAAAGCCAAGACAAACUUCUGUGGAAAACUGGAUUCAUAGAUAAGGAAUCACUGAAGGAUGAAAGUGAUCAGGAAUUCAGAGCAUGCAGAAAAAUAAUUUAUCCAAGCAUAGUCCUUGUUUCUAUAUGACACAGACUCUCUAAAUAUUAUUCAUGGAGAAAGUGUUCAAAACAUAAUUUAAACUUUCUUAGUCAAAAUAGAAUCUGUGUAAGAAAGAAAGACUAUGAAUGUAGGACAUAUUGGAAAUUAUGCUUCUGUUCUAAUAUUGGUAAAGCUCAACCUGGAGAGAAAUUACUUGAGCCCAAUCAACAUAGAAAAGCCCUCCACCAUAAGCAAACCCUCAAUAAAAGUCAGAGAAUUAAGACUGGGGAGAAAUUCUAUGAAUUUUCUGAGUGUGGAAAAGUGUUUAUCCAGAAAGCAAAUCUUGUUGUACAUCAAAGAACUCAUACAGGAGAGAAACCUCAUGAAUGCUGUGAAUGUGCAAAAGCCUUUAGCUGGAAGUCAACCCUUAUUGCAUACCAGACAACCCAAACAGGGGAGAAGCCCUAGGAGUGCAGCCAAUGUGGGAAAACCUUUAUCCAGAAGUCACCUCUGAUUAAACAUCAGUGAACUCAUACAGCAGAGAAACCAUUUGUAUGUGGCGAAUGCGCAAAAGCCUUUAAAAGUUCAUACCACUUUAUUAGAUAUGGAAAAAUACAUAUUAGACAAGCAUUUUAUGAAGGCAUCAAAUGUGUUAAGUCCAUCCUUACACAUCAGAAGACUUAUACAGGUGAGAAACCUGAGUGCAAUAAACAUGGGAAAGCUUUUGAUGAGAAGCUUGCCCCCAUUAAACAUCAGAAAACUCAUACAAAGAGAACUUAUGAGUGCACUAAAUGUGGUAGCUUCAGGGGAAAGUCACACCUCUUUGUUCAUCAGAGAGGUCACACAGGAGAGAAACCCUAUGAAGGCAGCAUAUGCAGUAAGACUUUCAGUGGAAAAUCACAUCUCUCUGUCCAUCACAGAGCUCAUACAGGAGAGAAACCUUAUGGAUACAGAAGAUGUGGGGAAGCCUUUGGUGAAAAGUCAACCCUUAUUGUCCAUCAGAGAACUCACACAGGAGAGAAACCCUAUAAAUGGAAAGCCUUCAGUGAGAAGUCACCACUGAUUAAACAUCAGAGAAUUCAUACGGGAGAAAGACCCUAUGAAUGCGGUGACUGCAGAAAAGCCUUCAGUAGAAAGUCAACUCUCAAACCAACAAAGAGCUACAUUUGA
This is a messenger RNA of Manis pentadactyla (Chinese pangolin), 1527 nucleotides long. It is a transcript of the gene ZNF674, whose product is annotated as zinc finger protein 674. NCBI's taxonomy places the organism in Eukaryota, Metazoa, Chordata, Mammalia, Pholidota, Manidae. Gene Ontology annotation, molecular function: DNA-binding transcription factor activity, RNA polymerase II-specific; RNA polymerase II transcription regulatory region sequence-specific DNA binding. The record is from RefSeq and is a predicted model, not a curated record. Gene Ontology annotation, cellular component: nucleus. Gene Ontology annotation, biological process: regulation of transcription by RNA polymerase II.